Molecule: messenger RNA, 1810 nt
Organism: Camelina sativa (false flax)
Lineage: Eukaryota; Viridiplantae; Streptophyta; Magnoliopsida; Brassicales; Brassicaceae
Product: berberine bridge enzyme-like 11
Molecular function (GO): oxidoreductase activity; FAD binding
Source: RefSeq, a predicted model, not a curated record
CACAAGCUUACAAAAAUACAUAAUCCAAAGUCACCAAAAAUAAACAUUAGAAAGGAAAGAAAAAAAUGAAAAAAUUACUCGUAAUUUGUCUACUACUGAUCUCAGUCUCAGUUGCAACUUCCCAGACCGAUCCAGAAACUUUCCUACGAUGUCUGGUAAAAGAAGGUUCGAACCCGCAAGUUUUCAUCUCCGACGUCACCUACAUCCCAUCAAACUCCUCUUUCACAACCAUCCUCCGCCGCCGCAUACCUAACCUCCGUUUCGACAAACCCACAACCCCAAAACCCAUCGCCAUCAUCACCCCCACCACGUGGUCACACGUUUCUCCGGCCCUAGCUUGCGCACGUUUGCUUCCUGUCCAAGUCAGGAUCCGAAGCGGAGGCCAUGAUUUCGAAGGACUCUCUUACACCUCCACCGCUCCGUUCUUCCUCAUCGACAUGUUCAACUUUAAUUCCGUCGACGUGAAUCUCACAGAAGGAACAGCUUGGGUUGACACCGGCGUUACACUCGGAGAGCUUUAUUAUAAAAUCGCUGAGAAAAGCAAUGUUCUUGGAUUCCCGGCGGGUUUGUGUACUACAUUGGGCGUUGGUGGACAUAUUAGCGGCGGAGGCUAUGGAACAAUGAUGAGAAAAUACGGCUUGGCAGUGGAUAACGUUGUUGGCUCCAGGAUCAUUGACUCUAACGGGAACACCUACUUCGAUCGAAUGUCGAUGGGGGAAGAGCUUUUUUGGGCGGUUAGAGGAGGUGGAGCCGCGAGUUUUGGCAUCGUGAUGGGAUACAAAGUCCGGUUGGUUCCGGUGCCGGAGAAAGUAACGGUUUUUAGCGUCGGAAGAACCGUCGGAGAAGGUGCCGUAGAUCUUAUAAUGAAGUGGCAGAAUGUUUCUCAUACCACCGAUCGGAAUAUGUUCGUGAGGUUGACUUUGACUUUGGUCAACGGUACCAAGCCAGGUGAGAAGAUGGUUUUAGCUACUUUUAUUGGGAUGCAUUUAGGCCCGUCGGAUAAGACGUUGAACGUGAUGAACCGGGAUUUCCCCGAAUUAAAGCUGAAGAAAACUGAUUGUACCGAGAUGAGAUGGAUUGAUUCGGUCUUGUUUUGGGCUGGUUAUCCGAUCGGUACACCGACUUCCGCAUUGCUGAAGACAACGGUCUCGAACAAGACGUUUCAUAAACGAAAAUCCGACUACGUGAAGCGUACGAUCUCGAGAACCGGUCUCGGUUUGAUAUUCAAGAAAUUGGUGGAGGUUGAGAAAGUGAAAAUGUUUUUGAACCCGUAUGGAGGAAGGAUGGGUGAGAUCCCGAGUUCGACGACACCGUUCCCACAUAGAGGAGGCAAUUUGUUCAAGAUCGAGUAUCUCAUAAGCUGGUCCCAAGCCGGAGAUGACGUUGAAAAGACCCAUUUGGCUAAAGCAAAUGAGAUGUACAAAUUCAUGACCCCGUACGUGUCUAGUAAUCCGAGGGAGGCCUAUUUCAAUUACCGUGAUCUUGACUUAGGAUCAAGUCUUAAUUCCACGUACGAGGAAGGUAAAAUCUACGGAGCUAAAUAUUUUAAAGACAAUUUCGAAAGGUUAGUGGAUAUCAAAACCAAGUAUGAUGAGAUAAAUUUUUGGAGGAACGAACAAAGUAUUCCGGUUCGAAAAUAAUUUUAAGUGUGCCACGAAUGUUGUAACCUUGUGACAUGUGUCACAAUAUUCAGCAAAAUAAACAAGGACAUACUGUAUGUAUUAAGCUUUGGUUCAAAGCAUUGUUGUCAAAUGUAUGUUGAUCACACAUUCGAGGAUAAAUACAACUUAUACAAGUGUUUUCAAGAUCA